CAUUGGGCUGGAGCCCGAGGCAAUGUUCGCAACUCCGCACGAUAAUUGGAUACACAGAGAGACACGUGCCCCCGUAAACUGCGCUAUCAGCUCAACUCCAGCCUUUUUUUCCCCCCCUCGUCCCCACCUUGCUCCAUACAAGUUUUGAAGACGGUCUCCGACAGACAAGCCAGGGAAGAUGAUGAGGUUUUGCAUCGCCCUGUUCAUCAGUUCCACUCUCGCCCUGGGAUCCAGCGGACAUCUUUGUCAGCCCAAUCCUUGCCAGAAUGGAGGAUCAUGCCUGACUGGAUUAUCCUCGAAUCCCUACGACUGCCUGUGCGUAGAUGGAUUUUCCGGGGAAAACUGCACUGAGGUAGAACAAGGAAGUGGUGUAGAGGAACACACCGGGCAUACGUUGGAAGACUUAAGGUAUAACGAUGUCACUACCUACACCAGAUUUUCAGGCCCUUGUUAUCCUAACCCCUGUAAAAACGGUGGUCAGUGUGAAUUAGUAUCACGUAGAGGUGACGUCUUCAGUGAGUUCAUCUGCAAGUGCCCCGCUGGUUUCCAGGGUGAUUACUGUCAAACAAAUAUCGAUGACUGUGCUUCCCAGCCUUGCAAAAAUGGAGGGAGCUGUGUGGACCUCGAUGCAGAUUACUCAUGCAGUUGUCCGUCUCCGUACAUUGGAAGGUCCUGCCAGCAUGAAUGUGUAUCUGCCCUAGGGAUGGAGGGAGGAGCAAUUGAAGACAAUCAGAUCACUGCGUCCUCCACACACCUGGGAUUCUUGGGCCUAAAACGCUGGCGCCCAGAGCUAGCACGACUUAACAACAAAGGAAUUGUCAAUGCUUGGAGUAUGGCGACCUUUGACCAUAAUCCUUGGUUUCAGGUCGAUCUGCUGAGAAAGAUGCAAAUCACCGGGGUUGUUACCCAGGGUGCCUUGGCUGUAGGCGUACCAGAAUACAUUAAAGCCUUCAAAAUUGCUUAUAGUUUUAAUGGCGUAAACUUCUACACUUUCAAAGACAGUGACGGAAUCACAGAAAAGAUAUUCGCUGGAAAUCGCAACAACAAUGACAAGAAGAGCAAUCUAAUCAACCCCCCCAUCAUCGCUCGGUACAUUCGCCUUGUUCCAGUGGUGUGUCAGAGAGCCUGUACUCUGCGCAUGGAGCUAAUUGGCUGUGAACUGAACGUUUACUUAAACACAACAGGUUGCUCGGAACCACUCGGGAUGAAAUCGAGGCUCAUCAGGGACAGGCAGAUUACUGCUUCAAGUACGUACAAAAUGUGGGGGAUCGACGCUUUCACCUGGGCACCGUGCUUAGCACGGCUGGACAAACAUGGGAAAACCAACGCCUGGACAGCUGAGCUCAACAACCAGUUACAGUGGCUUCAGAUUGAUCUCCUCGUUCCUAAAAAAAUCACUGGCAUCAUUACUCAAGGAGCAAAAGACUUUGGAGUGCACCAGUAUGUGAAAUCCUUUAAAAUUGCCCACAGCAAUGAUGGAAAGUCUUGGACUAUUUACAAAGACAGCAUAACAAAAAAAGAUGAGGUAUUCCAGGGCAACAACGACAACUACAACCACAAACGCAACAUUUUUGACCCACCGUUCUACGCACGGUUUGUCCGGAUCUUGCCUCAGACCUGGCACGAGCGCAUCACUCUCCGUGUGGAGCUGCUGGGAUGUCACGAAUAGACCUUGCUUCUCGCUUGCGAUAGAGGAAUAUUUGAUAUGUAUUCUGCUGAUUGGCAUCACUGUAUUGUACCUCUUAUUCACACUGGAAUGCCAGCUUCAUUUUAUGAUAAUCUCUCCAUUACCACAGACCAGUUACAAUAUUAGAAAGCAAGAAAACCCAUUACAUUUGCAGUGUUCUUCCCCUUCAUUAGUGACCCUUUGACAUUUAGUCCCCACUUCCCUUUGACUUCAGAAUUCUGAUAAAGAAUUCAACGAUUGUUAAGAGUCACUACUGAGUAUCCCUGUUGGCAAAACAAAGCAGAGGAGUGAUAGAGAGGUCAAGUUACCUGUAUAUCUGUGGAGAAUGGUUCCCAACCUGAGGUCCACAGGCCCCUUGGUUAAUGGCAGGGGUCUAUAGUAUAAAAAAGGUCAGGAACCCCUGAGUGAAAGAGAUCUUUCAGAAUAAAAUGGUUGGGUCCUCUGAUCAUCUUCCUGUGGAGAAGUGCCUGACUUUCCACUUGAGAAUUCUGUGGAGCAGUGAGCUUAAAAUUGGGAGCUUAUUCUUAAAGGGGGAAGCUCAAGUUGUCAUCAGUACCUCACUGCUUCCUGUAGAAUAUUCUUAAAUGAUUGGCCUCAUUUCCUCUAGAAUACCUGUAAGUGAUUGGCGAAGCUUCCCCAAGAAUAUCCUUAAAUGGUUGGCCAAGAUUCCCGAGAAUAUCCUUAAAAGGUCUGCCAUUGAAUUAACUUCUGCUGCCUCUCCAAUGUGAUAGAGCAUGAAGGAUAUUUCACAAUAUCAUAUUGGCAAGAAAAUAUUAAGCUGCAUGAUCUUCAUUAAUCUUGAUUAUGGAAUAGAUUCCCUCAUAAAGAUUUAACCUUAUGGAGAGGUAGGAAUAUUUUAGCUUCUUGCAAUAAUAUGAAAUCGGCAAUUUCAGAUCAAAUGAGAAUUGUCCAGCUUUCCUGAUCACCACACAUGUUGACUUCUAUGGAAUAUGAGGAAAAUACUACAAUCUUCCAGGUCAAAAUUGUUCAUUUCCCAAAUCACUCAAAGUGAAACUGACCUCCAUUAUUUCCUUACCAUAUUAUGGAAGUUUUAGUAGCCACCUUGCUUUGGAGCUCAUUAUUAUGUGCAAAACACUGGGCCAAAGUAAAUGGGUCCCUUUUGCAAUACAAAGAGUUUAAAAGAGAUUGUGAUCGGUGCAUUAGUACAAAAGGUGGGAGAUGAAGAACAUAAAUCUGUGUGCAACAGCUAUAUCCAACUUUGAACCAGGCAUUGUCUAUGGAAGGAUAUCAUGGCAGUUUGAUAGCAUCAGUCGGAAUUGACAUCUUGAGGCAAAAAAAACAAAUAUCCUGCACUAAUGAUAACAGGUAUUUUUCAGGCUUGGAAGGAGUCUGAGAUUUGAGGAAGGACGUUCUAGCUAUUGAGGGAGUGUAGCGUAGGUUCAUGAGGUUAAUUCCUGGGACUGUCAUAUGUUGAAAGAUUGGAGCGACUGGGGUUGUAUACACUGGAAUUUAGAAGGAUGAGAGGGGAUCUGAUUGAAACAUAUAAGAUUACUAAGGGAUUGGACACGCUAGAGGCAGGAAACGUGUUCCCGAUGUUGGGGGAGUCCAGAACCAGAGGCCACAGUUUAAGAAUAAGGGGUAGACAAUUUAGAACGGAGUUGAGGAAAAACUUUUUCACACAGAGGGUUGUGGUUCUGUGGAAUGCUCUGCCUUAGAAGGCUGUGGAGGCCAAUUCUCUGGAUUCUUUCAAAAAAGAGAUAGAUAGAGCUCUUAAAGGUAGUGGAGUGAAGGGAUAUGGGGAGAAGGCAGGAAAAGAGUACUGAUUGCGGAUGAUCAACCAUGAUCACAGUGAAUGGUGGUGCUGGCUCGAAGGGCUGAUUGGUCUACUCCUGCACCUAUUGUCUAUUGUCUAUUGAGAUGAAGCUCAGAACGGAACUUGGUAGACUUUAAAUGGCAAGAUAAUUAAAUGGUACAGAAUAAAGUGUAAAUUAUCUGGGAUACAGCAUUUAUCACCUAAUUGGAUGGUGGAACAAGCCUUGAGAGUGAAUGGUCACAUCCCCUGCCCACAUUCCUAUAUGGAGAGCUUGGACUAUAUAGUAUCCUUGGACAGGUACAGUGUCCCAAUUCACUGCAAGAGAAAAACAGAAGGAAAUUGUCAACAAACCUCUCAGGUGCUUGUGGUUAAGGAUGAAGCAAAAUCAGGCCAGCUUAGAAUCUGCAGACUCUGCCACAGGGAAGGCAGGGGAUGCUUGACUGGAUGGAUGGUAAUAUCAGUGGGUAUCAGCCUCCUGUAUAUUGGUGAGACCCGAUGUAGAUUGGGAGAGCACUUCGACAAGCACCUAUGCUCCGUUUGCCAGAGAACGCAGGAUCUCCCAGUGGCCACCCAUUUUAAUUCCACUUCCCAUUCCCAUUCCAACAUGUCAGUCCAUGGCCUCCUCUGCUGUCCUGAUGAGGCCACACUCAGGUUGAAGGAGCAGCACCUUAUAUUCUGUCUGGGUAGCCUCCAACCUGAUGGCAUGAACAUCGAUUUCUCGAACUUCCAAUAAUGCUCCAUCCCUCUCCUUCACCAUUCCCCAUUUCCAUUCUUCCUCUCACACCUUAUCUCCUUGCCUGCCCUUCACCUCACUCUGGUGCUCCUCCCCCUUUUCUUUCUUCCAUGGACUUCGGUCCUGUCCUAUCAGAUUCCCCCUUCUCCAGCUAUGUAUCUCUUUCACCUAUCAACUUUGCAUCAUCCCUCCCUCCUCCCAGUUCCACCUAUCACUUUGGGUUUCUUCCUCCCCUCCCCCCACCUCCUUACUCUGACCCCUCAUUUAUUUUUCCAGUCCUGAUGAAGGGUCUCGGCCUGAAACGUUGACUAUACUCUUUUCCAUAGAAGUUGCUUGCUGAGUUCAUCCUGCAUUUUGUGAGUGUUGGUUGGAUUUCCAGGGUCUGCAGAUUUUCUUUUGGUGGUGGGUGGAUGUGGGUGGUUUAUGCACUGAUGGGCUCCAGCCAUUUUCACUGAGCUUUUCUGUAUUCACUACAAAAGGACUGAAGACUCUCAAUACCUUCUUGGAUGCUGCCCUCCAUUUUAAUUGUUUUGAAACUAGGAAUUCUUGGUCGGUGAUUAUGUUAAUUUUUUCCAAGGAUGCUUUGAGCUCAUUCCUAAAGCGCUUCUUGUCCUCCCAGUAAUGUGUGGCUAUGGCUGCUGGUGGGCUCUCUUAUUGAUUCAGUUGGGUGUAAUUAGAGCCUCAGUGUUGGGGUUAAUCAGCCUGGGAGAGGACGCAGAUAAUGGUUCAUCUACCCUGCCAAUGGAUUUGGAGUUUCCUGUGGAGAGAUGAUUGCUGGUAAUUUCCAGUUCUCUGGGGCAUCUGCUAUAGGAACCAAAGGUGAGAAGUCACUGCUGCUUUGUGAUCUGAGAUCUUGCUCCUCAGACACUGGUCUUUGGAUGGCCAAAAGCUAUUAGCGCUCAGUAGAUAAUGCCAACGUCGGCAUUUGCUAUGGCGAUGGCGCGUGGGCUAGCUUUACAAGUAUCAUCGUUGUCAGGAGGCGGUGUGUGAUAGAGGCAAGUUGGUAAAGGACCCUUUUCUGCAAGUUGAGUGCAAGAUCCAUCCUCCCACAUACUUCACACCACGACAACUUAGAGCCUCAAAUCCGGGUGUUUACAUGUGAAAAUGUAUCUCUGUACUACUGCUCUGACUGAGGUGAACUUUGAUCUGGAUAUGCUGUAGGAUAAACAGUUCACAAUUGUUUUAUGGAAUAGCUUCAUUUCUAUGGAACUUGAAAGAUUAAUACAACAUUAAUGUGAAAAGAUAUUGGAGCGAUGAUAUACUGUAGCAAUUGUCUACACUGCAUGUCACAACCUACAAAGACACCACUGGACAUUCCAUAGAAGUUAGAAUUGAGGGUGACUUCCUGCUUUGUACUUGUAAACAGUCAGCUCCCAGGUCGAUUUACUUAUCAGCCGUGUGCACUUUUUUUUUGUAACUGUGUUUUUCAACCCAAAGAAAUUAGAGGAUGGGGUGGGUGAAUGGUUGACGGAAGACUUGUGGGUUUGAGGGCACUUGCACCACACCAUGAACCACUGUGCAUUCACAAGAUGUCCGUGCAACAAUUCCCCCCAAAAUAAUCCACCAGACUUUAACAUAUAGAGUUAUGCUUUUCCUAUAAAUAACCCCUUGUAAAACAGCGUAUUUAUUGACUUGCUUAUUAAAUUGGGUCACAAGUUAUUGCACUUUAGCUUUUCUUUAGAUUAAAUGUUGGUUGUGGAUAACUUAGUCUGCUAAUGGGAAAUUUCAACUCAUUAAUUAAUUUGCUGAUGUAAUUAUAAUUUCCAUCUUAAUUUACAUUGAAGCAAUUAUGAUAUUUUUGCUUGCAUCAUAGACCGGGGUGCUCUCUUCAGUGACCUGAUGAGGUAACCAUAGCUUUUGGCCAGGAGCAGAUGUUGGCAGGUGGUGCCCAACCUUCAUAGAAUGUUUCGACCCUUGACCACUACACUGUCUAGCUGGUGGGUCAGCAGUGGUGGCCAAGUCACUGCCCAUCUGCUCCUGACUUCCGGCUCAACUCCUCUUGCCUGCUCCAUAUCCAGCAAGAGGCUCUUGCAGCUUCCUCCCCAUCCUGUGAGCUGCUUGGUUCUUGCUCUUUUCAACAAGGCCCAGCACAGACAGCAACCCCCACGCUGACCUUCCCGGGAACUUUCUACAGCCAAUCUCUAUGGGGAAUAGCCAUGUCUACCAUCCUUUCUCCCUCUACUCCUGAACUAAAGAUUGGUAUAAAGUCCCUGUGAAAGUUUGCAGCAAUGUGUAGAGUGACUGAAUCAAUGGAAUAGGUAUUGAAAUAGAAUUAAUUGACUGGGAAAGUUUAGAUGCACGAUAAUUUAGUCUCAGAAUCUGCACUUUGGAAUAUUUGUGCUGUCAACACAAAUUGGUAUGAUGGACUCCCAGAGACUGUUUUCAGUGAUGUGCAGUAGAACAAGGCUGAACAGUUAUAAAAAUGGCUAAAUUUUCGAGGCUCUUUGGACUACCUUUGUAGAUUCACAGAUCACUAAUACUGAACAGAAUACUUCAUGAAAAUGCUGCAUAUCUGUAAUGAAGAGCGAAAGAGUAGGAAGUGCUCCAAAGGUCAGGAGAUCUGUGGGGAGAGAGGUGAACUGUCUAGAAUUUAUGAUCAAUGAAAAAUCACAUACCAGUUCCCAGACCCUUGGCCCUGUUUUCCUCUCCAUUCUAGUGUCAGCUGUUAAUUCAAUAGAAUCACUGGCAGGCAGUCAGUACAAUGCCAACAAACUCACUGAGAAGCUAGUCACAGACAGAAAACUGGAAAGGCCAUAAAACUAUAAGACAAUGGAUAGAAUUCAGCCCAUGAAACUUACUACACCAUUUGAUCAUGGCUACUUUAUGUUCCCUCUAAACUACAUUCUCCUGCCUUCUCUCCAUAAUCCCUGACACCCUUACUAAUCAAGAACCUAUCAACAUCUUCUUUAAAUAUACCCACUGACUUGGUUUCCAUAGCUCUGUGUGGCAUUGAAUUCCAUAGAUUCACCAUCCCCUGACAAAGGAAAUUCCUCCUCAUCUCUGUAUAAAGGGACGUGGUUCUGUUCUGAGGCUGUGCCCUCUGGUCCAGAAUCUUCCAUUAUUAGGUGUCCUCUUUUAAUAUUUGGUAGGUUUCAAUGAGAUCCACCCUAGUUCUUCUGGACUCCUGUGAGUACAGGUCGAGAGCCAUCAUGUGCUCACAUUAACCCUUUCAUUCCUGGGUUCAUUAUUUAUUUAUUGAGACACAGCAUGGAAUAGACACUUCCCGUCCUUCAAACCACGUCACCUAGCAACUUCCCAAUUUAAUCCUAGCCUAAUCAUGGGACAAUUUACAAUGCCCAAUUGACCUACCAACCGGUAUGUCUGUGGACUGGAAGGAAACUGGAGCACCCACAGGAAACCAUGCGGUCUUGUGGAGAAUGUAUAAAUUCCUUACAGGCAGCUGUGGGAAUCUUUGUGAACCUUCUCUGGACCCCCUCCCUCUAAGCCAGCAAAUCCUUUUUUAGAUAUGGUCCAAAGACAUUUGGGAUAAUUUUGCUUUGGAAAUUUGAAUGGGUAGAAUGAAAAACAUUGUGCAAAGGCUGUGGAGAAGAUUAAUUUAAUGAAAUGAAGUCCAUGAUAAUGGGGAUUGCUCGUCUAAAUUAGUGACAUGGAAGGAUUAGGGUUCACAAUAAGAUUUCUUACAGACAGCAAUGAGAAUCAGCCUCUGCCUUAAAUAUACCCAGUGACUUGGCGUUCAUAGCCUCUUGUGCAACAAAUUCCACAGAUUCACCACACUCUGGCACUUGGACUAGGGAACAAUAUGCAUCGCUGAAUUGAAACUUGGAAUCAUACAAUGAAGAAGAAAGCAAUUUAUUCCAUCUUGCUGUUAAUGGUUCUUUGAAGGAACAGUCCCAUUGCCCCAGUUUACUUUGCUCUUUCCCUGUGCAUAUUCAAGCUUAACGGGAACGUGUCUGUGUGUGCUGGCGAGGUCUAGAAUGCUUUUUGUACUAAACGCAUACCAAAUUCUUUCUGUGACUGACAAGGUAACUUGUCCUUUUGAAGAUAAAUGCCUCACAAAUAAUGCUACAAGAUUCUCUCCAUGAAUCAGAAUCAGGUGUACUAUCACUGACAUUGUAACGAGAGAGUUGUCAAUGGUGAUAAACCCAUGUGCAGAGUAAGGUCUAGAAUUAACUCAGAUUAGACUUGAACAAAACUAGACCAAUGAAAUCCAAAGGCAAAAUCACAAACAGUAGAACUAGAAAUAGAACUCUUAUGAUUGAGCCCUGAGUGCUCAGCAUGAGGCCUUUAAGGAGAGAUUUUCCAUGAAGGAGAUUGGCAGUCUGAGUGUUAAAGGGACAGCAGCAGCUAAGCAUCCUCUGGGGAAUUGGAGUGGCCAAACCUGGAUGCCUGCUGCUAUUUAGUUGGGACCAAGACAGACAUAUGUAAUGAGAUUCAUUGUUUUGUGACAGCAUUACAGUACAAAAUAAAAUUCCUCUGUUACAAUAAGAAAUACAUUUUUAAAAGGUCCAAAAAGAGAGAAUAGUGCAGUAGUGUUUAUGGAUUCAUGGAUCAUUCAGAAAUCUGAUGGAAGUGAAUCCUAAAUUGUUGAGCUCCCUACCUCCUCCCUGAUGGUGGUAAUGAGAGAAGGUCAUGUCUUGGAUGGAUGAGGAUGUCCAUAAUACUGAUAUUCUUUGGCUUUUCUGUUCAUAAUUUGAAAAGAAGGCAAGAUAUAUUUUAAGUAGCCCCUUUUACUGCCAAAUGAAAAGCGAACAACAUUCAUUGGGUGUGUUUUAUUGGCCAAUAGAAUUGGCUGACUGAUGUCCUAUAAAUAAAUCACAGGGUCAUCAGAUCUUGAGAAGCAUCAAACGGUUCUAAUGAAGACAAGAGGAGUUGAAUGAACUGUGCUCAUGCUGAAUUUUGUACGUCUUGCCUGCUCUAAAUUUAUUACAAGAAAUGACUCACUUUGCAUGGUGGGGUAUAAAACACAAUGUACACUCCUCCACUCUCUGUAAACUCUGAUUUAUGUAAGAACUAACUGCACUGAUUUCUCUUUAUCAUUGGUGCAAGCAUUAAAGGGGAUUAAACCAAA
Mobula hypostoma (lesser devil ray) is the source of this 9223-nucleotide messenger RNA. Its product is annotated as EGF-like repeat and discoidin I-like domain-containing protein 3. The transcript is spliced from 11 exons. Gene Ontology annotation, cellular component: plasma membrane. Gene Ontology annotation, molecular function: calcium ion binding; signaling receptor activity; zinc ion binding. NCBI's taxonomy places the organism in Eukaryota, Metazoa, Chordata, Chondrichthyes, Myliobatiformes, Myliobatidae. The coding region runs from base 179 to 1669 and encodes 496 amino acids. The record is from RefSeq and is a predicted model, not a curated record.